AGGCAUCAGGUCAGUAGAGGCUUCAGGCCGAAGAGAGGCAUCAGGCUGCGUACAGGCAUCAGGCUGAGUAGAGGCAUCAGGCUGAGUACAGGCAUCAGGCUGAGUACAGGCAUCAGGCUGAGUAGAGGCUUCAGGCUGAAGAGAGGCAUCAGGCUGCGUACAGGCAUCAGGCCGAGUAGAGGGAUCAGGCUGCGUACAGGCAUCAGGCUGAGUACAGGCAUCAGGCUGAGUACAGGCAUCAGGCUGAGUAGAGGCUUCAGGCUG
Staurois parvus is the source of this 264-nucleotide messenger RNA. Lineage: Eukaryota; Metazoa; Chordata; Amphibia; Anura; Ranidae. The record is from the annotation of a GenBank genome assembly.